GUCGGGCUCCUUUGGGACGCUGUAAUCAUGAACGACGGACAGCAUCAAUGGGAAUCAGCCAUCAACCACAUCAGGGGCAUUGUCAGCAUCAUCUGGACCGAUUGUGCCUCUAGCAAUGGGAGCUCUAAGCAGACAGGAGUUCUUCCAGGAACUGGGAUUCGGUUGCUUGCUUCCAACUGUCCAGCAAGGUCUAGAACAAGUAUGGCAGCUGUUACUCAUCUGCCUAGUAUGUAGGCUGCUGUGGAGAUUGGGUCUGCCCCCUGUCUUGAAACACCUGAGUACGGUGGCUGGCGGUUUUUACACUCUCUACCUGUUCUUCGAGCUGCACAUGGUUUGGGUGGUGCUUCUCAGCCUCCUCUGCUACCUCAUCCUCUUCCUUUGUCGUCAUUCAAGCAGCCGCGGACCCUUCCUGUCCAUCACUAUCCUCAUCUACCUUCUUCUGGGAGAGUUGCAUAUGAUGGAUACAACAACCUGGCAUAAAAUGAGAGGUUCCCAGAUGGUAGUGGCAAUGAAGGCAGUUUCCCUUGCCUUUGACUUGGACAAAGGCAUAGUGGAGAAAGUUCCCUCCCCAAUGGAGUUCAUGGGCUACAUUUACUUUGUGGGGACCGUCAUCUUUGGGCCUUGGAUCAGUUUCAACAGCUACAUGGAUGCAGUAGAGAGUCGAAAACUUAGUGCCUCCUGGUUUAUGAAGUCAGUCCUCAGCUGUGUGAAGAGCCAGAUCUGUCUGGUCAUUUCCAACUGCAUUGCUCCCUAUCUCUUUCCCUAUUUCAUCCCAGUCUUUGGAGACAAGCUUCUCCGCAACAAGAAGCGAAAGAUGAGAGGCUCUAUUAAAAGGUGGCUACAGGCCUAUGAGAACAGCCUGUCCUUCCAUUUCAGUAAUUACUUUGUAAGUUACCUUGGUGAGACGACAACCACACUGGCAGGUGCUGGGUUCACAGAAGAGAAGGACAAUCUUAAGUGGGACAUGACAAUAGCAAAGCCACUUAAUGUUGAGUUUCCCAGGUCUAUGGUUGAAGUGGUCACUUCCUGGAACCUGCCGAUGUCCCGCUGGCUCAACACCUAUGUGUUUAAGAAGGCUCUCAGAUAUGGGAGCUUCACAGCCAUUAUCUUGACAUACACUGCGAGCGCUCUGCUACAUGGUCUAAGUUUCCACAUUGUGGCAGUAUUAUUUACACUAGGCUUCAUAACAUAUAUUGAACACGUGCUUAGAAAAAGAUUGUCAAUCAUUUUAAAUGCAUGUGUCCUCUCCAAGAGAUGCCUAUCUGACUGCAAACAUAGACAUAAAAAGGAAUUGUGGGUAUAUUUAAUUAAUGGGACAUUUAGCAUGUUAGCAGUGCUGCAUUUUACAUACCUGGGCUCUAUUUUUGGCUCCAGUACAGAUGACAUGGAUUCUGAUGAGAAUGGCAUGGUCAGCCACACCAUUCAGAAAUGGAUGCAGCUCAGCUGGACAAGCCACUGGUUGACUUUUGGCCUUUGGGUCUUGUAUCGCCUUAUUCUAUAAACACUUAGACCUUCAUAGAUGAAGAGGAUAGCAAUAACUGUGAUUGGAUAUUUUAUACAAGUUCACAGGAGUUGUGGCCGUUAAUGACAUCACUGUGAACUCUGGAUGAACAUGACUGCAGACCUGAGUCCUCAAAUCUGCUGUAUACGUUCAUAAUAUAUAUAUAACAUGACCAGACCUCUACAAGUACCAAGAUGUUCUGAAGUUUUCUAAGCUAACACAGCAAUCCACAAUAAGUGAAUAUUGAAUUAUUCAUAGCCAUUAUUAAUGAACUGAUCAAGAUUUUGAUAUGACUGACUAAUAAAUCUUAUAGUUGUAAUAGGUUUUGCUUGAUGGUUUAGGAUAAUUACUUGUUUGUGUAAAAAGAACAUAUAUAUUCUCAUUGAUUUUUUCAGAAGCUCUAAUGUCAAACUGCUCAAAUCAAGUUUUGUAUUGUAUGCAUCUAUUCACCUGACUGAUUAUUAUUAUCAUUAUUUUUUUUGCCAUUCCCAUAUGGAAAAUCAACUAAUGCUAAUGCUUUUCCACUAAAGCACAUAUUCUGCGAUUCACAAUCAGAUUGUCCAUUACGGUUUUCAUGUACAACAAACAUGCCAAAUGACUUCAUCCUCAUUGAGCUCUGAAUGAUAAAGUUCACAUCCUCUUGUCUGAAUUAGUUAGUUACUGGGUGCAUUUGAAACCCUUUGAUACACUUGAAUACUGAGACAUUAUUAGUGUUUGAUAGUUUCUUAUAUUUAACCCUUUUUAAAAUGUAAAUUGUUUAUGGCAACAAGUGUGUUUUUGUUUUCUGUGUAUUUAUUUUAAUGUGUAUUAUUAAUAUUGCUAUUUGGUAGUGGAUAGAGUAAUUGACACCAUCAUAACAUUGAAUACGAUUGUUUUUUAUAUGUCAUUUUAGUGCCAAACAGAACAACAAUUACUAGCUGAAUAAUUCUGGUAGGUUCUCAUUUUUUAUUUUAUUUAUUGUGUUCAGACAUUCAUCACACAACACAUUUUACAUUAACUACCCUGUUGUAAAUCAAUCCCUAUACAUUUAUUAGUGAUUAAUAAAUAAAGAGUUCAAAUUA
Molecule: messenger RNA, 2562 nt
Organism: Pimephales promelas (fathead minnow)
Lineage: Eukaryota; Metazoa; Chordata; Actinopteri; Cypriniformes; Leuciscidae
Gene: porcn
Product: porcupine O-acyltransferase
Biological process (GO): protein palmitoylation; Wnt protein secretion; lipid modification
Cellular component (GO): endoplasmic reticulum; membrane
Molecular function (GO): Wnt-protein binding; palmitoleoyltransferase activity
Source: RefSeq, a predicted model, not a curated record